AUGGCAAAAUCAAAUACAAAACACAGAACUUGUUGUCGAGAAUCUUCAGUAUCUUCUCUUCUAGCAAGCUGCAGCAUGAGUGGUAGUAGUUCGUCUAAUUCCGAUGGCUCUUUCCAGUAUAAGGAUAAACUAUACAGCUCUGCUUCUCAGGCUCUACAGGCCUAUAUUGAUGACUUUGAUCUAAGCCAAGUGUAUCCUGGUGCCAGCACUGGAAAGAUUAACCUUGAGGAGGGUUCUACUAAUGUGUUAAAACUCUCCAAGUAUUUUUAUCAAAACAAUGCUUUUGAAAAUGUUGAUCAUAAGAAGAGCUCAAACUCCUUGUCCUUAUCCUACAGAAAAAAGGCUAUUAAUGACAUAGACUCCAUUAGCCUAACUACUGAUGAUCUGUUAAAGCUUCCAGCAGAUGGAUCAUUACCUUCUUCCACUUACAUGGGACCAGGUCACCGAACUAAUAGGAAAAACAAGAAGUGCUUUGGAAGACUAAGUUCCUCGGACAUUGAAAAGAAUCCAAAUUUUCAAGAGCCCUUCCUUCCCAUGGGCAAGGAUAACUUAGCUACUCCUCCUGUAUGCACAAGUAUAAAUGGGAAGCAAUGUGUUAGACUGAAAAACCCCAAACUUGUGAAUAAGACUAAUAAAUGCAUUUCUGAACCAUCUUUGUCUUUUUGCAAGAUAGCGUCUUCUAAGGACAGUUCAGAACACAAUCUUGAAAAGAAUUAUCCAAGAUGGCUUACUAGCCAGAAAUCCGACCUUAAUGUUUCAGGGAUAACGAGUAUACCUGAUGUCAAAUACCCGGUGUGGCUCCACAAUCAAGACUUGCUGCCUGAUACAAAUAGUCAAAAAACAUAUAAAGUACUUAAAGAAGAUCAGUGUUCCCCUAAGCAUAGUUAUCAGGCACAAAGAACUUCUCGGCUUAUGAAUAAGUUAGACUGUUUUGAGUAUUCUUUUGAACCAUCAAACUUUUCAACUUCCUUGCAUGAUGAUAAAGGAUUAGUUAAUGAGUACAAAUGUGACUUUGAAUGUAGGCAAUGUCAAUAUGAGAAUCCACUUCUCCAAGGACAAUCCAAAAAGCCAUUCAGUGAUGACAAAAUUGAAUUGCUUAUCCUGAAAGCCAAGAGAAGUCUGGAACAUCCUACUGAAGAGUUACCAAGCUCUACGAAGAAUGAUGGAAGUCCUUGUUCGUUGGAUAAACUUGAAGCAGAAAGGUCAUGGGAAAAUAUUCCUAUUCCUUUCAAAUCACCUGUUCCUGUUUACUCUGAUGAUGAUCCUCCCCCUCCACAGACCUCAAAGGAAAAAUGUGCUAAAGAGUUUCUUGAAAACUUUUUAAACAAUGAUAAUCAGAGCUGUACUCUUUCUGGAGGCAAACAUCAUGGUCCUGUUGAAGCCCUGAAACAAAUGUUAUUUAAUCUUCAAGCAGUGCAAGAAAGUUUCAGUCAGAAUAAAACCACAGAGCCAACAGAAGGGACUAAGCAAAUUUCCGAAGAUGAAUUUUCUAAAUUGCAAUUGAAGGAAAGUAUGAUUCCUAUUACUAGGUCACUUCAAAAGGCUUUGCACCAUUUAUCUCGCCUGAGAGACCUGGUUGAUGAUACCAGUGGGAAACAGUCACCGAAAAUAUGA
Messenger RNA from Orycteropus afer afer, 1614 nucleotides. It is a transcript of the gene CUNH18orf54, whose product is annotated as chromosome unknown C18orf54 homolog. The record is from RefSeq and is a predicted model, not a curated record. NCBI's taxonomy places the organism in Eukaryota, Metazoa, Chordata, Mammalia, Tubulidentata, Orycteropodidae. The coding region runs from base 1 to 1614 and encodes 537 amino acids. The transcript is spliced from 7 exons.